This is a messenger RNA of Sinocyclocheilus rhinocerous, 4573 nucleotides long. RefSeq names its product potassium voltage-gated channel subfamily H member 2-like. Gene Ontology annotation, molecular function: inward rectifier potassium channel activity. The transcript is spliced from 16 exons. Gene Ontology annotation, biological process: potassium ion transmembrane transport; regulation of heart rate by cardiac conduction; regulation of ventricular cardiac muscle cell membrane repolarization. NCBI's taxonomy places the organism in Eukaryota, Metazoa, Chordata, Actinopteri, Cypriniformes, Cyprinidae. The coding region runs from base 288 to 3503 and encodes 1071 amino acids. Gene Ontology annotation, cellular component: plasma membrane. The record is from RefSeq and is a predicted model, not a curated record.
UACCGUUUCAUCUGACGGCGCGAGAGUUUCGAGUCUCAAAACUGCAAGGCAUUUGCUUCCAUUCAAAGGCGCUUUCUUUUCAUUUGCAUUUCAACUCGGCGACUUUUCACUUUCUCGAGGAUCCUACUGGCAUUCUCGUGUCAUUUUUGUUUAAUUCUUGGACUAUAAACACUUGUUUCCUUCACAAUGCGUCUUCUAGAUUGUGUUCUUUUGUCUUGCUCGCUCGUCCUUGAAUAAGAGAGAAAACCACAAUUUUCAAGAACUCUUGAAUCUGUCCACGCGUGAAAAUGCCUGUACGCCGGGGACACGUCGCUCUCCAGAACACCUAUCUGGACACCAUCAUCAGGAAAUUCGACGGACAAAAUCGUAAAUUCCUGAUUGCCAACGCCCAGAUGAAGAACUGUGGGAUCAUCUACUGCAAUGAGGGCUUCUGCCAGAUGUUUGGUUUCUCACGGGCAGAGAUCAUGCAGCAGUCCUGCAUGUGUCAGUUCCUGGUGGGGCCGGGCACUAUGAAGAGCGCCCUGGCACAGCUGGCACAGGCCCUGCUCGGGUCAGAGGAGCGCAAGGUGGAGAUCCUGUACUACUCUAAGGAAGGGACAUGUAGGCCAUGUUUGGUUGAUGUCGUUCCAGUAAAGAAUGAGGAAGGAGUCGUAAUCAUGUUCAUCCUAAACUUCCAGGAGCUUUUAGACCCGUCCACGAAAAAAGGUGGCAUCAAACAGCGAAUGACACACAGCUGGCUACGGGCAGGUCAGAAACGUAAGAUGAGUCUGCGAAUGCCCUCUCUCCGUGUCAAGCGGCAGCCGUCCCUCUCUAAGGACCACUUUGAGGGAGUGGUGGUGGACUACCUACAGCCCUCUCAUGAGGAGGUGGCUUUGAAAGACCUCCAGAUGUCUCCAGACAGCUGUUUGAAAUCAGAGACCCAGGCCCUGAUUCAGCAGACCCCCUCCACAUGCAGCUUCUCAUCCCCACUCACACGGCCCUCAGACCGGCUAGAGCCCAGCGGACCCCCUCUCAAACACAGCCACUCCAGAGAGAGCGUGCGCAGCCUGCGCCGGGCCUCCUCGCUGCACGACAUCGACGGCAUGAGGGACCAGUGGAGCGAUCUGAAGCCCAGUCACUUGAACUCCACCUCAGACUCUGAUUUGAUGCGGCACCGCAUCCCUCAGGUGACGAUAUCCUUCGGCUCAGACCGUCUCAGACCACCUUCCCCCACAGAGAUCGAGAUCAUAGCGCCCAGCAAGAUUAAAGACCGCACACAGAACGUCUCGGAAAAGGUCACUCAAGUCACGCAGGUACUGUCACUCGGAGCAGAUGUGCUUCCUGAGUACAAGCUUCAAGCUCCACGCAUCCACAAGUGGACCAUCCUCCACUACAGCCCGUUCAAGGCAGUGUGGGACUGGAUCAUCCUGCUCUUGGUGCUCUACACGGCCGUCUUCACGCCCUACUCGGCCGCCUUCCUCCUCAACGAGCAGGAGGACGAGAGGAGGCGCACCUGCGGCUACACCUGCAACCCCCUCAACGUAGUGGACCUGGUGGUGGAUGUCAUGUUCAUAAUCGACAUCCUCAUCAAUUUCAGGACCACUUAUGUCAACCACAACGACGAGGUGGUCAGCAAUCCCACUCGCAUCGCUCAGCACUACUUCAAGGGCUGGUUCCUCAUAGACAUUGUGGCCGCCAUUCCCUUCGACCUGCUCAUUUUCAGAGCAGGUUCAGAUGAGUAUCAAUGUAUUAAAGGCCCCUCUAUCAAGGAUCAAUAUGUAACUGCACUGUACUUCACCUUCAGUAGUUUGACCAGCGUGGGAUUCGGAAACGUCUCUCCCAACACCAACCCUGAGAAGAUUUUUUCCAUUUGUGUCAUGCUCAUUGGCUCCCUGAUGUAUGCCAGUAUCUUUGGCAAUGUGUCAGCUAUAAUUCAGAGGUUGUACUCAGGCACAGCUCGCUAUCACACUCAGAUGCUACGUGUGAAAGAGUUCAUCAGGUUCCAUCAGAUCCCAGGAGGACUUCGACAACGACUAGAAGAGUACUUCCAGCACGCCUGGUCCUACACUAACGGCAUUGACAUGAACGCUGUGUUGAAGGGUUUUCCGGAGUGUCUGCAGGCUGACAUCUGUCUGCAUCUGAACCGCAGUCUGCUGCAGAACUGUAAGGCAUUCCGGGGGGCGAGCAAGGGCUGUCUGCGGGCUCUGGCCAUGCGUUUUAAGACCACUCAUGCCCCACCCGGUGACACUCUGGUGCACAGUGGAGACGUAUUAACUGCACUGUAUUUCAUCUCCCGCGGCUCCAUAGAGAUCCUCCGAGAGGAUGUGGUCGUGGCCAUUUUAGGUAAGAAUGAUAUUUUUGGGGAGCACAUCAGUCUAUAUGCCAGGCCGGGGAAAUCAAGUGCGGACGUGAGGGCUCUGACGUACUGUGACCUGCACAAGAUCCUCAGAGAUGACCUGCUGGAAGUGUUGGACAUGUACCCCGAUUUCUCCGACAGCUUCUGGAGUAACCUAGAGAUCACAUUCAACCUUCGAGAUGCAGACAGAGUCAUGCAUGCAACCCCAAGCGAGGACUCAGACUGUGGGUACCGUCGACUCAGACAUCGGAGGAACCCCUUACAGCGAAAUCGACCUGAUGGGAUGGACCGAGAUGGGAUGGACACGUACCCAGUCCAGUCCUGUUCGCCUGUGGGCAACCACCGGGGGGCAAUACCGCUCUCUCACUGGGAUGAGUUAUGCAGCAAUACCAGUGCUGCUUCCUUGUCCAGUGAGGAGGACAUGAAGCCCCUGGUAUCUGGCCGAGGGGAAAUGUACUCGCCAGGGACAGAGAUGCAAGAAUACUCCCCUUCUGCAGUCAGCCUAAUGCCCCCCGACAACAGCACAGCUUCUGCCAUGGGAGGACCACUGGGAGGGACACAUCCGUGCACAGCGGCUCCUCUGAACGUGUCAGGGUUACACGGCUGUUUGCCUGACCGCAGGACCAGUCAGUACUCAGAGAGUCAGAGAUGCUCCUCUGCAGUGCAGGCCUGCUACCACCAUCACAGCCCCUGUGUUGAGGACAGACCGAGUUGGCUGCAGGCGCGUCUGGAGCUGCUGCAGUCGCAACUCAACAGACUGGAGACCAGGAUGACGGCUGAUAUAAAUGUGAUCCUGCAGUUGCUGCAAAGGCAGAUGGCACCUGUACCCCCUGCCUACAGCGCUGUUUCCCCUGAACUGCUGGCCCACCACGCUCAUCCCACCAGCCUGUACACCUCAGCAACGCACAGCACUAUGCCAUCUUUACAGAUCAAUGACAGUUCAUCACCUGGAAAGAGCCCUGACUUGGACAGCUUCAAAGAGAAGUCUCCAGACUCUUUGUCCAGUGGGAUCCAUCUAACAGUUGCCUCCAAUGACACCAUGUCCAUGUCCCCAGAGACAGAGCUGGCUGUGCCCACAGGACUGAAUCCCCCCGGAGAGCCUCAUCUACAGCCCCCCGGACUGCUGUGUAGAAGCCUGCGCUUCCCUUCGCUCCCGGACAGUCUGUAGAGUCCGAGCACGCUGGAGGGAUCACCAGAAAUCCAGAGGCACCUGUCCGAUCCAGUCUUACCUGGACGCUAGAGGCCAAAAACAGACUACUGUCCGUUCCGAGACGCAUAUGUGCUUUCCCUUUUCAAACAGCUCAAUAUUUCACUUUUGCAAUAAAAUUCAUGCUACUUAGUUAAAAGGGCGUCCAGUAGAGAAACCGGUGACUGUAGAUUUCCCUGAAGCUCUGAGGUGUUUUGUCUCAUAUCCCUUCUCAUUCAGAGCAGGAUUUUUUCCUCUGAUGCGAGAUUAUUUGGUAACACCUCUCGACUUUUGUGUUAUUGAAUAUGAAGAGAAGCACAGUGGGCAAUAAAGACGAAGAGAAGAUACUACAUUAUGAUGACCUUCCACAAUCAUGUAAUAAUUGUACAUUUUUGUCUGUCUGAGAUUUGUCAUUACAUACUAAACCUCAUCUUGUCUUCUUAUGUCCGCUUCUUAUGUCCGGUUGGAUCCUCUGAGGAAAUUACAAUGUAAUGUAUAAUGAAUUGCUUGUGUGUACUGAUAUUGCAAACGUGCAAAAUGUUCUUUUCAGUGUAUAUAUUUUCUAAUGAUAUACUAUUAUAAAUAUAUAUAUUUUUGUGUCAGGUUAGGUGUUUGACCCAAAUCUAAUGUAUUAGCCUAUUACAUCAAAUGACGUUAUGACUGGCACAAAUAUGAAGCUUUGUAUAUUUGGAUUCAUAGUUACCAAAUAGGCAUGAAUUCAGGGUUAUGAAAUGAUAUUUCUCACUCAAGUGGUUAUUUUAACUGCUGAUGGGUGGUGUGACUGUGUGUGUUAAGCUGUGGGAUCUUUUGGAAAUGUGAUCAUUGAAUUUCAAAGAGAAGACUACUCAAUCUUGACGUUCUGAUUGGAGAAACUUUUUGCGAUGAAAUCAGUGUAAAGUUUGGUUUACCUCUGCAACGUAAGUAGAUGAAUGUAUGGAAAAUGAUUGGAAACCUUUAUUGGACUGUGAAGGUUUCCAAAAGCACACACUUAUUAUUUUUUAGAUUAAAUGUUAUUUAUAAAGAAGUGCUAAUGUUGCACUGGGUUUAAGAUA